ACUAAUAGUGUCAACCUAGUUUAAUCCUUCCAAUAGCCUUCAAGCAAUAUUUUAGCUUAUGCAAUGAGCGAUGGUAGGCCUGUAAGUGGUCAGCUAAAGAAGUUUGUUUUCCGCGCAAGAUCCUCUACAAACGGCGACACUCGAGGUGAAUAUUUGGAGAUUGUUAUCCCGGAGCUAUUGUCAGCCGGUUAUUCGUUUUACACGUGGCCAUCUGCGCCUCUGCUAGCUUGGUACUUGUGGACGCAAAGGCGACAUAUUCGCGGUCUGAGAGUGUUGGAGUUAGGUUGCGGAACAGGACUGCCGGGAAUACUCGCCGCGAAGUGCGGAGCGCUCGUAACCCUCACCGACAGUCUAACAUUACCGAGAUCGCUUCGUCACCUUUCUGCUUGUUGUGAAGCUAACGGCUUGGUACCCAAUCGUGACUUGCAGAUAGUAGGUCUCACAUGGGGCUUGUUUUUGGGUGAUCUACAUAACUUACGUCCGGUAGAUCUGAUUCUUGCGUCCGAUUGCUUUUACGAGCCAUCACAAUUCGAAGAAGUAUUAUCAACUGUAGCGUAUCUGCUUGAAAGCACUGACGCGCGUUUUUUGUGUUCUUACCAGGAACGCAGCACAGACUGGUCUAUUGAAGCUCUACUGAAGAAGUGGGGACUCAAAGGAGCACUUCUGGACCUGGACUCACUCAGUGAAAGCUCUGGUUUAGUUUUUAAAAUGGCUGAGGCUCUUCCAGACUAUCCAGACUCAGAUUUUUCAGAUGAAGAUCAGUCUCCAUUGGACAGCUUGUUCAAUAAGGCAGCUGACCAUCUUAGAAAGGUUACAAAUAAAUUAAACAAUGGUCAACUUUUGGAGUUGUACGGGUUGUUCAAGCAAGGUACUGAAGGUCAAUGCAACACUCCAAAGCCUGGGUGGUUAGAUGGUAAAGGACGUAGGAAAUGGGAGGCCUGGAAGAAUCUUAAAGAUAUGCCCAGUGAAGAGGCUAAGGAGAAAUAUAUUGCUUUGUUGAAAAAAUAUGAUCCUGACUGGUCAGGUACACCUCAAAAGACAAAUAUUGAUACCAAGGAAACAUGGGUAGCUGUCUCAUCAAUGAGAUAUUCACCCGAACCAGACCUUGUGCACAAUGAGCUUUCUUUGCUUGAUGCAGCCAGAGAAGACUGCGGAGAGCGAGUGAAGGAACUUCUGAUCAAGAAGCCGGAAUUGAAAUAUGAGAAAGACGAAGAUGGCCUCACUGCACUACACUGGGCUGCUGACAGAAAUGCAAUUAACGCACUAAGUGCAGCCUUAAGUGGAGGAUGUCCUAUUGAUGCAGUCGAUGAAUGUGGUCAAACAGCUCUGCAUUACGCAGUUUCGUGUGGUCAUGUAGAAUCAACUAAAAUCCUGACGAAAGCUGGAGCUACACUGCUAGAAGACGAGGAAGGUAACACUCCAUUAGACCUGGCUACUGAUACUGAAAUAAAGAAAAUUCUGGAAGGUGCUGAUUAAUUUAGCAUUUAUGUAGUUUUAUUAUGGAUGUAGAUUUUAAAUAUAUUAUUAAACAUU
This is a messenger RNA of Bombyx mandarina (wild silkworm), 1533 nucleotides long. RefSeq lists its product as uncharacterized. Lineage: Eukaryota; Metazoa; Arthropoda; Insecta; Lepidoptera; Bombycidae. Gene Ontology annotation, molecular function: fatty-acyl-CoA binding; protein binding. The record is from RefSeq and is a predicted model, not a curated record.